Messenger RNA from Colius striatus (speckled mousebird), 2859 nucleotides. It is a transcript of the gene TWSG1, whose product is annotated as twisted gastrulation BMP signaling modulator 1. The coding region runs from base 175 to 846 and encodes 223 amino acids. Gene Ontology annotation, biological process: regulation of BMP signaling pathway. NCBI's taxonomy places the organism in Eukaryota, Metazoa, Chordata, Aves, Coliiformes, Coliidae. The record is from RefSeq and is a predicted model, not a curated record. The transcript has 5 exons.
GCGCUGCCUGCCGCCGAGGGGGGAGCAGCGGGCCGAGGCGUGCGGUCGCUGCUGCCGCCGCAGCCGCCUCCGGAGCAGCGAGAGCCGCCGGCGGAGCGCGGGGUGCUCGGCCCGCGGCGCGGCCCUGUCCGUGCUGCUUGAAGUACUUGUGAAAACCACUCACCUGCAGGAAACAUGAGGUCGCGGUACGUCACGGCCCCCACAGUCACUGCCCUUCUGUUCCUGCUGUGGAUCCAGUCAUCAACAGGCUGCAAUAAGGCCCUCUGUGCUAGCGAUGUCAGUAAAUGCCUGAUACAGGAGCUGUGUCAGUGCCGCCCCGGGGAAGGGAACUGUUCCUGCUGUAAGGAGUGCAUGCUCUGCCUGGGCACACUUUGGGACGAGUGCUGUGACUGUGUUGGUAUGUGCAAUCCUCGCAAUUACAGUGACACACCUCCAACAUCUAAGAGCACUGUCGAGGAGUUGCAUGAACCAAUUCCUUCCCUUUUCCGCGCACUGACAGAAGGGGAUACCCAGCUGAACUGGAAUAUCGUUUCCUUCCCUGUGGCAGAAGAACUGUCACACCAUGAGAACCUUGUUUCCUUUUUAGAAACAGUGAACCAGCCACAGCAUCAGAACGUCUCUGUUCCAAGCAACAAUGUCCAUGCACCUUACUCUAGUGACAAAGAGCACAUGUGUACUGUGGUGUAUUUUGAUGACUGCAUGUCAAUACAUCAGUGCAAGAUCUCUUGCGAGUCCAUGGGAGCUUCCAAAUACCGAUGGUUUCACAACGCCUGCUGUGAGUGUAUUGGGCCAGAAUGCAUCGACUAUGGCAGUAAAACUGUAAAAUGUAUGAACUGCAUGUUUUGAAGCAGGAAAAUAAUAUAGCAAUACUGAAGCCAAAGUAGUCUCAAUUAAAGAGAUGAGGAUUGCAAAUCCUGCGUUUUGGUGGAGUGCCUACUGGUUGCAAUUACAUGUACCUGGUUGAAAAAAAAUGUAUAAAAUCUGAAGACUUUUAAAAAUCAUGUAAGCAAGGCUAACUAGUAGAAGUUUCAACACUAUGUUUUAACUUUAUUUUUCUUUAUUUUGCUUGAAUGGUACUGCCAUGUUCCUCCUUGCUGUUCUGAUUGUUUUACUUUGAUUUUAAAGUACUGACUAUACUGUUUUCAGAAUGUAGUACUAUAUUUUCUAGUUUAGAGUAGGGAAACCUUAAGAAUAUGAGAUUUCCAUGAUCUAAGUUCAGCAAAAAAUGAAAUGGCUGCUAGGUUGGAGGGGGGUUGUUGUUCUUUAGAGUCUGGGGUUUUUUUGUUUGUUUGGUUUAGUUUCUGGUUUUGUGUUUUAACUUUAUUACCUUCCCAUUAUUGAGUUUAGCCUUCUAUUGUGAAAACGGUACUUGGGGAAAAAGAAUAUUUCACCUUUUUUUUUCAAGUUCAGUGCAUGGGCUGUCACGGAUAAAAUCCUAACUUCUUAGAAGGGCUGCCCAACAAAACACUAUGGAUGGGACACUUUUCUUCCAAGUUUCACUUGCCCUGCUUGUGUAAGUACAUUGGGGCCUAUGUUGCAUAAUUUAUGUAUUAAAAAAAGAAAUCUUUUCAGUCUCCUCUUAGAUACCAAAAAAAAAAAAAAAAGCUGUUAAGUGCAGUUGCAUCUCCCCCCCUUUGCCCUGUUGCUUAUUCCCCGAGUGUUCAGUCCAGUAAAGGAAGCAUGAAAGGUUACUGUGGAUUUAAUGACUAAAUUAAUAAAGAAGAAUUGAAGUGACAUGAACUAGCAAGUGGUGCAGAGUGACCAGUUCAGCAGCUGGCAUGUUCCUAUUUAAUAGUUUGCUGUGAAUAUUUAUUCUGAAACAUAAUCCUUUUUCCCUUUUUUCUCCACGGAAAGUUGUCACUGAGGAAAGGAAGAUGUGUCCACAAAGGCAAAACUAGGACAAUGUUCUGAGUUUAGAACAUUGUGCAUUUUUCUAAUGGAAGACUCUUUUCUAGGAGUUUUAAUAUAUUGACAGUUACAUAGCAGUUACUAUGACCCAGUUAGGGCUCCACUGAUAAUGGUACUAAGUACAAGAAUGAAGCAUAUGAGUAGUUAAUAAUCAGCUUCUAGUGUUUAUAGUGAUGUGGUUUUUAACUCCUUGAAAAAAAUCUAAUACAUCUAUGCAUAUGCACACAUACCAAAAGAUUUUGACUAUUCAUGUUUCGCUAACCUCAGUUUAAAGGGAUUAAACUGUUUUAGUCACACCUGUCUCUGUACCAUGUACAAAUGAAAGCAGUCAUUUUAAAUUUAUUUUGUUGAAAAGUUUACCUGAAUGGAUGUUUUUUCCUAUUUUUUCUUGUGAUAUAGUUCUUUCAAUAAGAUGAAAUAAUAAAAAAAACCCUGUUCUUGUGAAAUAAUGUUACUUUCUUAGUCUCUUUUUCAGCUACAAAGAAGUAUUCAAAAGGUGAAUGUUUCUUGCUUUGAACUAGUGGAUAAUGGAAUACCUUCAUACUUUAAACUUGCAAUUAAGUGAUAAAAAAAUCAUAGACAUGAAUAGAAAAAUGUAGCUUAUCAUGAAGGAAUUGUUCUUCCUUCCUUUGACAAUUCAUGUUAUCUUCUGCUCGGGUUUCUUAAACUGAAUUGGAGAGAAAGAACAUGUUAGAGUCGCUGGGACUCUUUUUUUAGCUGGAGGGUGACACACGAUCAUUCAUGACCAAAAGAGGAGACAGAUUGUAAGCGUUGCUGCUGGUCAUUAGCAUGCUUGGGAUUCUUGCAAUGUUAAAUUAUGGUAGUUUGGAAUCUUCUUGGGAGGAUGUUUUUGGUCAGGCACCUGCCGCCUCAUGGAUCUGUGACACUGUCUCCAUUGAUAUCAUUGGAGUUUCACUGUGAGCUCAAGUCAAGGGAACUUCGAGGGUGGAG